Akanthomyces muscarius is the source of this 852-nucleotide messenger RNA. RefSeq lists its product as uncharacterized. NCBI's taxonomy places the organism in Eukaryota, Fungi, Ascomycota, Sordariomycetes, Hypocreales, Cordycipitaceae. The transcript is spliced from 5 exons. The record is from RefSeq and is a predicted model, not a curated record. Bases 1 to 852 code for a protein of 283 amino acids.
AUGCGUCUUUGCGUCUCUUCAGCUCUCGCUGUUGUGGCCAGCGUCUUGUCGCUGGCUAGUGCCGACACCACACCCGUGUCGGAUAGCGACAUGACCAACUUGCUCAACGAGGGCGGUGUUUCGCUGGCGAUGAAGGCGGCGCCCAUGUUCUUCUUCGGACAGGCCCUGAACCAUCCGCCGUGUAUCCCUACCUUUGCGACCGACAAGAGCAACAAGCAGACGCCUCCCGCAGACCUGUGCGACUGGCCCAACGCUGGCUGCAACUGCCGCACUCCUGGCGUGCCCAUCGGCAAUCCGGCGCCGUCUUUCCCCGUGUACUUUUCGUACGAGAAAUGUACCGAUACCAGCGUCCGCAUUCAGUACUCUCUGUUUUAUGAGAAGGACGGAUUCAAUCCCGCCAAGCUCUUCGGUCACCACUAUGACUGGGAGCGCGUUAUCGUCAUCUGGAAAAAGUCCGACGAUGGCUUAUGGCGCCCAGCAGAGAUUAAGCUCUCGCAGCACAGCGGCUACCAGACUCUGGAGUGGGAUCAGAUCCAAAACACCUUCAACGACGAUACGGCCGGCCAGAAGCUCGGCGGGCCCAACGGACAGAAGAACCUCAACCAUGCCAAGGUCUAUGUUGCAUGGGCCAAGCACGACCACCACAACGACCGCAACACGGGCUUCAACGACGUUCUCUCGCAGCUGACGAACAACGCGUUCCGCUCUCAGGACUGGUGGUACCUGCCACAGCGAGGUGACUACAUUCGCGCCGACGGUUCCACUGAGAUCGGCCGACUGAUGAGGGGCAUGGACUGGGGCAGUGCCAGCUCCAACCCGGCCAGUGUUCAUGACGGACUCUGCCAGGCCUAA